Messenger RNA from Nicotiana tabacum (common tobacco), 575 nucleotides. The record is from RefSeq and is a predicted model, not a curated record. NCBI's taxonomy places the organism in Eukaryota, Viridiplantae, Streptophyta, Magnoliopsida, Solanales, Solanaceae.
AUGAAGAUGUCAUCAUUCAAGGGAACAAGGGACCCAGACUUGUACCUUGAUUGGGAGAGAAAGGUUGAAGCCAUCUUUGAUUGUCACAACUACUCUGAGGGUAAGAAAGUUAAACUUGUUGUUGUUGAGUUUUCUGACUAUGCUGUUGUUUGGUGGAAAAAGCUUGCUAGGAAUAGAUUGCAAGAAGGACAAGCACCAGUUGCUACUUGGGCUGAGAUGAAGAGGGUGAUGAGGAAUAGAUUCGCGCUAUCACACUUUCAAAGAGAGCGACAACAACAUCUUCAAAUAUUGAAGCAAGGGUCCAUGUCUGUGGAUGAGUACUUUAAGGCUAUGGAUAUGGCUAUGAUCCAAGCUAAUUGUACAGAGGAAGAAGAGGCUACAAUGGCUAGAGCAAUCAACAAGAUUACGGUAAAGUAUCGCCACCCUAUUCCUCGUCUUGAUGACAUGUUGGAUCAAUUACAUGGAUCCAAAAUCUUUUCUAAAAUUGAUCUAAAAAGUGGUUACCAUCAGAUUCGAAUGAAUCCUGGAGAUGAAUGGAAAACUGCGUUUAAGACCAGAUAUGGGCUUUAUGAGUG